Messenger RNA from Prunus armeniaca (apricot), 246 nucleotides. NCBI's taxonomy places the organism in Eukaryota, Viridiplantae, Streptophyta, Magnoliopsida, Rosales, Rosaceae. The record is from the annotation of a GenBank genome assembly.
AUGGCUUGGGGCUUAGCUAACAGCAAGCAACCUUUCUCGUGGGUGAUCAGGCCCGGAUCAAUUUGUGGUUCAGAUUGGAUUGAGCUACUGCCUCAAGAAUUCAUAGAAGCUGUUGGAGAAAGAGGUUGCAUUGUUAAAUGCGCACCCCAAGAUGGAAGUUUUUGGCGCAUGACGCAGUGGGCGGGUUUUGGAGCCAUUGCGGUUGGAACUCAACCCUGGAAAGUUUAUCAGAAGGGGUUCCGAUGA